GUCCAAACAUGGCGAGUCCUUGUAUUUCUCUGGUCCCUGUAUGCAUUCUUCUUUCUAUCUCUCUUCUCCCGGUUCUGUCUGCUCGCUACGUGAACAGCGAACUGCCGACCAUUUUGUCCCGCACUCCCCUUCUAAUAAGACGUGUCUAUGAACCCAAAACACUCUAUCCACACACUCACUACAUACCACAAGGUACCAUCCCUUUCCACGGGAAGUCCAAAACAACUAACGGAGAAGUGGUCGGGAAAUUCCAUGGCGGUGUUUUCAAGGGAAAGUACUGGUCCAAACAUUUCUCCGGAACCUUACGUAAAAACUAUGGAGGGAGGGCUCUAAGUGACCGGUAUGAAGGAAACAAGAGUUUGUAUCAGGGGCAAGUCAUGGGUAGAUUGAAAGACAGAGGCUGGUACAGGGGCUUGUAUAAAACUUACAGCAAAAUCACAUAUUACCGAGGACUGCCAAAAGCACCGAAGCCACGGAGAUAUAACGCAAUCGGCCGCAAGCUUGUGUGGCCGGUUCAGAGAAUAUAUUCGCCAUUCAGCGCCUAUACCGGGUAUUAUUCAGGGCUCAACAAGUACCCAAGAUCUCCGUAUAGGUUUUACAAAAAGUUCACUAACUAUCCGCGGUACACGGGCAAUCGAUUUUCUACGUUUAGGAGCAUCAGCGCACACUCUCGGAAGCUCCCGUACCCUGCUUAUGUACCCAAACGGAACGGAACGCCAAAAAUUCCUCAUAUUACACUGGUUGCUAAGAAACAUCGACUAAAGAAACAGUUCAAGCGGAACUAUUUAAGAAAAGGGUCAAAAUUCCCGACUUUAAAAGUCUCUCAAGUAAAAAUUCGAAAAUUAAUACGAAAUAAGAGUAAAAAGAAACCGAGACGUGGAAAAAAAGGAAAAUCAUCCAAAAGCAGACGCGAGUUCAUCCGAAAGUUUGCCAAGAAAUUAGAGAGAACCCGAAAAGAAGCUAAGCAGAAAGCAGUUUUGAAGAGAGUAAUAAGCAUAUAAUGUGGAGAAACUGCAUCGUUUUAUGUUUGUUAAAUUGUUAAGAAUAAAGAUGUGGGUAAAUUAG
This is a messenger RNA of Magallana angulata, 1065 nucleotides long. RefSeq lists its product as uncharacterized. The record is from RefSeq and is a predicted model, not a curated record. NCBI's taxonomy places the organism in Eukaryota, Metazoa, Mollusca, Bivalvia, Ostreida, Ostreidae. The transcript has 3 exons. Bases 9 to 1001 code for a protein of 330 amino acids.